ACCCUUCGCGGCAUCAGCUUCCUGGUCUUUUGAGGAGUUGAUGUUGACGCUCGAAGACUUGAUCAAUUUAUCGGAACCUGACUAACACGCUGAACCGCAUCGCAAAAUUCCCAAGCGUCAAGAGUUGUGCAUCGAGUAGGCCGUGGGCCGUCUUCAUGGAUGCUUUCAGGUCUACAUCGGGCCUACUAUCUGAAACUUGAGGACCUUACUCGGGGAGAUAUCCGCUGCUACGUUUCGGACAAGCUGCAGGAACACGACCAGCUCACGCUGCUCAUGAACCAUGAUCCCGGCUACGAGAAUCUUAUCGAAGAAAUAGCCAUGCGAGCGCAAGGUGUGUUCCUUGGCGUCUACUUCGUCAUGAACAACCUUCUGGAUGGGCUCACCUAUGACGACUCCGUGGAAACAAUGCUGCGGCAGCUCGACCAAUCCCCCGAGUACCUCCAAAGACUUCUUUCUCCACAUGAUUGAGUGUAUUCCGCCGUUGUAUCGACGCCAGGCUGCGCGGACAUCUCUUAUCGCCAUGGAGGCGCCUCGCCCUCUGUUCUUGAUUCUU
Molecule: messenger RNA, 553 nt
Organism: Parathielavia appendiculata
Lineage: Eukaryota; Fungi; Ascomycota; Sordariomycetes; Sordariales; Chaetomiaceae
Exons: 2
Coding region: 160-468 (102 amino acids)
Source: RefSeq, a predicted model, not a curated record